Molecule: messenger RNA, 877 nt
Organism: Artibeus jamaicensis (Jamaican fruit-eating bat)
Lineage: Eukaryota; Metazoa; Chordata; Mammalia; Chiroptera; Phyllostomidae
Exons: 5
Coding region: 2-877 (291 amino acids)
Source: RefSeq, a predicted model, not a curated record
AAUGUUUAGCAAAGGAAGGCUCCUUCCAUCAGCAACCGACAGAACAGUGUUUUUUUGUCUGACUCCAGGCCCUUCCCACCAGCCCCUGGGUGGCCACCAUGUGGCCUUAAUGGCGUGGGUGGAAAAAUCAGGAAGAGUCCCGGGACAUGCCUGUGGCAGCUGCUCACUUUCUUUCAGCCUUUUCAAACUGAGUGGCUAUGACAGUCACCAGAGAAAUGAUUGUUUUGAGCACCAACAUGGGAUCACAGCUAGACACCAACUUUUCCCCAGAGACUGGAUACCAGCAAUGCUUUCCCCAACGAGUAUGGAAGUGGAUCAGAUGGCAUGUCCUCCGGGUGCACGCGCAGGAAGACAGAGCGGGAAGGGCGGCCUCGGAGCCUGCGGGUCCAUGUACAGAGAAGGAAGCCCAGGCCAGUCCAGCACCGCAGAAUGUGCUGAGCGAACAGAAAGGGGCGCAAGCCAAACGAGUACACCUAGAGAUAUGUACUUUUCACAGCAAGGACAAUCACGCCCUCCACUGAGCAUGCUUCGUUUCGGCAGAGUGGAUUUUGCACUGAGACCCAGUGAUGUAUCAGACAUGUUCCUUCCGGCCCUGAACACACUGGGUACAAAGCGACAAGCUCAUGUCACAGUAGAAAGUUGGGAGAGUUUGCACCUGCAGUUGGGUGACACGUUGUGUCUCAGUGUCCUCAUCGGUAAAUUGGGGAUGAAAGUAUCGAUACCAGAGACUCACUGUGAGUGUUCAUGGGAAUGCGUUGUAAAGUUCAUAGUCAAUUCUGUUAAUAAAGCAUCAGGACAAAAGCUUGGCAUUUUAAUUCUCCUCAGUUUAAGCCAGGAUGAGGACAGGGGAGUGAAAGUGGUGAAGGGCGCCCUGUAG